AUGGACGACGAUGAAGACGAGCGGGAAUUCAGCAAGAGUAUAGUCUACGACUUCUUCACGCAGGCCGAGAAUACCUUCACCAGUAUGGACGAGAACCUAAAAAAAAAGGACCUCGACGCCCUCUCCGCCCAAGGCCACUUCCUCAAGGGCUCCUCCGCCACCCUCGGCAUCACGAAACUCAAGGACUCGUGCGAGAAGAUCCAGCAUUUUGGCGCGCGCAAGGAUGAGACGGGGACGGUGGAGGAGGCGGAUGAUGGGAAGAGUUUGGCGAGCUGUGCGAGUACGAUUGAGCAGGCCAAGAGGGAGUUUAAGGAGGCGGAGGGGGCGUUGAAGCGGUUUUAUCGGGAUGAGGCGUGA
Molecule: messenger RNA, 357 nt
Organism: Recurvomyces mirabilis
Lineage: Eukaryota; Fungi; Ascomycota; Dothideomycetes; Mycosphaerellales; Teratosphaeriaceae
Gene: YPD1
Product: Phosphorelay intermediate protein
Exons: 2
Coding region: 1-357 (118 amino acids)
Biological process (GO): phosphorylation; phosphorelay signal transduction system
Cellular component (GO): nucleus; cytoplasm
Molecular function (GO): histidine phosphotransfer kinase activity; protein histidine kinase binding
Source: RefSeq, a predicted model, not a curated record